Messenger RNA from Ctenopharyngodon idella (grass carp), 727 nucleotides. Its product is annotated as histone H1-like. Lineage: Eukaryota; Metazoa; Chordata; Actinopteri; Cypriniformes; Xenocyprididae. The record is from RefSeq and is a predicted model, not a curated record. The transcript has a single exon. Gene Ontology annotation, molecular function: structural constituent of chromatin; DNA binding. The coding region runs from base 104 to 727 and encodes 207 amino acids. Gene Ontology annotation, biological process: nucleosome assembly. Gene Ontology annotation, cellular component: nucleosome.
UGAACAGAGCAGGUUGAAUCUACACGGUUCUCAUGCUGUGGUUAAAUGCGCAGCUCUGCCCAGCAACGGUUCAUUGUAGAGUCCAGAUUUGCUCCGAGAAAUCAUGGCAGAAGAAACCGUUUCAGCAGCUGCUGCGACCAAAGCGGCCAAGAAGAAAUCAGUAGCCAAACGCAAGAGAACAGGCCCAAACGUCCGCGAGCUCAUUGUCAAGGCUGUGUCCGCAUCUAAGGAGAGGAGCGGUGUGUCCCUCGCUGCCCUGAAGAAAGCGCUCGCUGCCGGUGGCUACGAUGUGGAGAAGAACAACUCCCGCGUCAAGAUUUCCGUUAAGAGUUUGGUGACUAAUGGCAUCCUGGUCCAGCCCAAAGGGACCGGCGCUUCCGGCUCCUUCAAGCUCAACAAGAAACACACCGAGACAAAACCCGCCAAGAAAGCUGCUCCUAAAGCCAAGAAGCCCGCAGCCAAGAAACCUGCUGCCGCUAAGAAGCCCAAAACUGCAGCAGCAAAGAAACCCAAAACUGCAGCAGCAAAGAAACCUGCCGCUAAGAAAUCGCCGAAGAAGGUCAAGAAACCAGCCGCUAAAAAGGCAACAAAGAGUCCCAAGAAGGCAAAGAAACCAGCAACUCCUAAGAAAGCAGCCAAGAGCCCAAAAAAGGCAAAGGCAGCCAAACCCAAAACGGCGAAACCUAAAGCAGCCAAGCCUAAAAAGGCAGCAGCAAAAAAUAAAUAA